AUGCACCCAAACUCCUUCCACCCCUACACGCAAGCCCGGCGCCCGGCGCGUCCCAGCUCGAACCUCGAGAACAUCGUCGACGCGGCUAAUGACAAUCAAGGCACUCGGAGCAACGAAGGCAACCAGGCGCGUCGUUUCGUGGAUUUCGUGAAUUUCGCGGCGGGGCGGUACGAGCGGGGUCUGCCCCCUCUGCCCCCCGAUAAUGCGAAUAACGCGUCGGUCUCCAUACUCAAUGCUAUUCAACACCAUCAAAUGAAUGCGAACGCGGGAAACGCGUACCCUAGUGUAUCACCCGCUUUCGACAAUGUGGACGUGGACGCGAACGGCGCUCUUUAUUUUUCUCAAACUCAGCCUCAGGCUCGCCUUCAACCAGCCACAGCCUCAGCUGCUCCCUCUGCAGGAUUUCGCGGGCGUCGUAUCUCGCCAUUCGGCAACGGCAACGGCGACUUCCUCGAUCAAGGGGCUGUACCACCCGCACACCGCGCGUCGCACCUCCAGCCCCAGUCUUCUCGUCACCCGCAGGCGCAGAUGACGCAGACGCAGGCGUUCUCCGGAUAUGGAGCUGGGAUCGCAGGCGACGCGUCUCAACAGCCGCCAUGGGACGCACCCUUCGACUACGCCUCUUUCUCUUCCAACCUCUACCCACCAACGCAACCUGCGCAAGAGUUUCCUACCACUCGACCCACGCCUGCGAGCCGUGGGCAGUCCGACUAUACCCAGGGCACUCCCGCUUUACAAGACCGCUUACAACUACAACACGCUCAACAAAAUGCUUCUGCACUCCAGCCGACUCAGCCGUCCGGCACGGCACAACGCGCCUCUACCGUCGUGGCCAGCGGAGGUCAGAGCCGGCUUCAGAGCGCGAUGGGCAGCCCCCACCUCGGCGUCUACGCGCCCGCGCCCGCUAUGGCGGAUUUCGGAUUGCAGGCAUCCUUCCAGGUGCCUCGAUUCCCUCCUCCAGGACUCCCCAUACCAGUUGCGCCUUCAGCAUCCACAAGUACUGGUGGUGUUGAUGCUGGUGUUGGUGUCAGUGUCGGCGGUAUGCCCGUGGCCGCGUACGAUGGUGGGCAUCGGAGGGCGCCGUAUCAGAGUGCGAAGGCGAACGCGGCGAAGGGCAAAGGUGCGCCGAAGAAGGCGCGCAGUUCGUUGCAAGACGAGAACAGGGAUCCCCUCACCAAGGCGGUCCCACACGGGUACGUCGCGUGCCCCUGGGCUACGUGCGACGUGGUGUUGAAGAAGGCGAGCCUCACGCGCCACCUCAGGUCGAAGCGCCACGGCGGCGCGGGGACGGUGUGCCCCCUCUGCAGCCAGCGGUUGUCGAGGGGCGACUCCGUGAAGAGGCAUAUCGAACAUUCGUGUCCCAACAGGCCCACUGACCAUGACAACACCGAGCAAUACGAUGACCACGACAACGACGUCGACGACGGUCAGAAUGCCGAAGAUGAUCAGAACGACGAGGAAAACGACGAGGAUAAUAGAGAGGAGCCGUGCUUCCCGACCCUGAAUAGCGAUACCCGACCUCCCCUCGUCACAACACAACCACAGGCAUCUCAAUUUCGCGAAAGGGCGUCGACAUCGGCGUUCGAUGGGCACGCUUACGCCGUUCCUCGUCCUGUGUUCGUGCACCCCGCCCAAGGCCUCGCUCCUCCUCCUCCUCCUCCCCCUCCUCUUCCAUACUUCAGAAACUCGAGCCGCGCUCCGACAUCCAGCAUGAGCAACCCCACCCAACAGCCUUCCGCCCAGUACUCCUCGAACGCGUUCCGUACAUUCCCUCCUCCCCUCCCCGCGUCUUCGUCGACCUUACCCACCGGCCACGACGUCUACCUCUCUCACGCUGCGUUUGCGGUCCACCCACAACGCAUCCCGUCAUCGCAUGGAAGCGAUGGAGGCGGUGGAGGCGGUGCAUCCACACAAGUCGAUGCCAGUCAAGAGCCUCCUCUCACCUACCCCGCCGAAUUUGGCCGCGAGCGCGGGCUGCCUGCCAUCCGUGCUGCGCUGGCGCAGCGUUCAGCGGUCGGACCUCGUCCCCUCGCCGUCCCAACACCUCUCAAUCCCGGCCAACGUCCUCUUCCUCUUUUCUCUGCUUCACGACCCAGCGCCGCCCCUUCACCUCUCCCCCCUCUCCCCCGUAACAUGACCAGCGAUAACCUAAACAAUGAUCUUCUCACUCAGUACGCACGAUUCAAUGGCGCUCGUUACCCACACUACGAAGGCAGCUCAGCUGGAAGCUCCAAUCCCUCACUCCCCGCCUCUUACCCCGAUCUCUACCCCGAUCUCUACGCCAACCUGUACCCCGACGACCCAAGAAACAUCCCCACACCUCCGCUUUCCGCUGCGCCCCCCUCCGCCGCUCCGUCUCCGUCCCCGUCUCCUGUCCUCGAGCUCGGAUCUCUAUUCGAAGAGCAGGAGCAAGAGCAAGAGGAAGAGCAGGAGAAAGAGCAAAAGGAAGAGGAAGAGCAGGAGGAAAAGGAAGAGUCGGAGAAGAAUACGGAUGACGAAGACGUGCUUGAAUACUACGACCUUCCCCCCGAACAGGCCGAGCUCGACGGCGGCCUCGAAGGCGAACUCGAACUCGAAGGUGACGGUGAAGAUGAAGGCGAAGGGCUAUCUCCUAUCGCGGGGACUCGUGCAUUGGUGCCUCUCGUUGAAAGCUGCGAAGAAGGACGUGAGCUAUUUUCCGAUGACGACAACGACGACGAUGAGUGGGAGGAGGCGUCCAUAUUUGCCGAAGAGAAUCCCGCCUCCUCCUCCUCCUCCUCCUCCUCCUCCUCCUCCUCCUCCUCCUCCUCCUCCUCCUCCUCCUCCUCCUCCUCCUCCUCCUCCUCUUCUCAUCCCGCCGUCGAACUCCCAGGCGACGACGCAGCGGAUCCGCAUUCCGCCCCCGAAUCCACCUCCGCCGCCUCCACCACUAGCACCUCCUCUGAUUUCGGGUCCACCGAUCUCGUUACUCCUGACGCCACUCCCGACGCCUCCUCCUCCUCCUCCUCCUCCUCCUCCUCCUCCUCCUCCUCCAUCACCUCCUCCACUAGCACCACCACCAGCGCACUCGAUCGCGAGCUCGAUCUCGAGCUCUUCGGCUUCGACUUCACCGGAGGAUACGCGUUCGGUGGUGACUACGGCCUCGAAGCCCUGUUCGGUAGCGCGCCGUCGGUGCUGGAGGAACAUGAAUACUGA
Molecule: messenger RNA, 3174 nt
Organism: Pleurotus ostreatus (oyster mushroom)
Lineage: Eukaryota; Fungi; Basidiomycota; Agaricomycetes; Agaricales; Pleurotaceae
Exons: 3
Coding region: 1-3174 (1057 amino acids)
Source: RefSeq, a predicted model, not a curated record